GCUGUUUGUUUAUUAUUAGUGCGCGGAGGGAAGAUGGCGGCGUCCUCCCUAGAACAGAAACUCUCUCGUCUGGAGGCGAAACUCAAGCAGGAAAACAGAGAAGCCAGGAGGAGAAUCGAGCUGGAGAUCAGCCCGCAGCGUCCCCGGCCUAUUAUUCUCAUCACUCUAAGCCCCACGCCCGCUCCAUCCCAGAGAGCAGCCUUACAGCUUCCUCUAGCCAAUGAUGGACACACCCGUCCUGACAACCCCACGCACCAUCACACUUCAUUGCCGGCCCGACCACGGCACAUGCUGAGCCUACCGCAAAACAACUACCUGACACAGCGGAGCUUGGAGAGCACGGAAAUUGACCAGAAGCUGCAAGAAAUAUACAAGCAGACUGGGUUCCUAGCGAUCGAUGGGCAGAAAUACCAGGCGGAUAUAAAUGACUUGGAGAACUUGGGGGAGAUCGGCAGUGGGACUUGCGGACAAGUGUGGAAGAUGAGAUUUAAGAAGACGGGGCACGUCAUUGCGGUGAAGCAAAUGCGUCGUUCUGGUAACAAGGAAGAGAAUAAAAGGAUCUUGAUGGACUUGGAUGUUGUCCUGAAGAGCCAUGACUGUCCCUACAUCGUCCAGUGUUAUGGCACUUUUAUAACAAAUACAGAUGUAUUCAUAGCCAUGGAGCUGAUGGGGACAUGUGCCGAAAAACUGAAGAAGAGGAUCCAGGGCCCCAUUCCAGAGAGCAUCCUGGGAAAGAUGACUGUAGCGAUAGUGAACGCGUUGUAUUAUCUAAAGGAGAAGCAUGGCGUCAUACACCGGGAUGUCAAGCCUUCCAAUAUAUUGCUAGAUGCCAGCGGACAGAUUAAGCUUUGUGACUUUGGCAUAAGUGGCCGCCUUGUGGACUCUAAGGCCAAAACCAGAAGUGCGGGUUGUGCUGCUUACAUGGCGCCUGAGCGAAUUGAUCCUCCAGAUCCGACCAAACCGGACUAUGACAUCCGAGCAGACGUGUGGAGUCUCGGGAUCUCAUUGGUGGAGUUGGCAACAGGUCAGUUUCCCUACAAGAACUGCAAGACAGACUUUGAAGUUCUCACCAAAGUUCUUCAAGAAGAACCUCCAGUUCUUCCACAUAACAUGGGCUUUUCUCCUCUCUUCCAGUCUUUUGUCAAAGACUGUCUUACUAAAGAUCACAGAAAGAGGCCAAAGUACAAUAAGCUUCUGGAGCACCCCUUCUUGCGUCAGUAUGAGACACAGGAAGUUGAUGUAGCUUCAUGGUUCCAGGACGUCAUGGCUCAGACAGAGUCUCCACGAAGCAGCACUCUUCUCAGUCCUCAAAAUCUACCUUUUUUCAGCAGGUAACAUCUGGCAUGGGAGGGGAGGACUGCCCCCUCCCCCAACAUCAUCAUCAUCUGCGGGGAUGCAGCUUUGAUACUCACACAAAAAUGGAUAAUCGUAUAUUAUGUGGUGUAUCGGGGAUUCUUCUGAACAUUCUUCCUGCAAGGGGAGGCGUCCUCGCGCUCCCUCACCAUUUUUUUCCCCCCUCAAUUUUCAGCCUAUCCCCAACACUUUGCAACCUUGGGAUGAAGAAUCCUCCUUUAUAUUCAAAGACUUCAUCAAUUGACACAUUUACAGCCCUCCUUUUCUUUAGGGACUCUGCAUCAGAGUUGGAGGCUUCUCGCAAAGACCCACCACUUGUGGAAAGGUCCGGACACACACCGCCUUUUUUUGUUGUUGUUGUGUUUUAUCAACUAUAAACUCUAAGCUUUUUGCUUAAGCAGCUUCUAAGCUAUGGAAGCCUAUUUAUCUGUCACUUUCCAUGAUGGGGAUGGUCUAUAUUUAUUUAAUUAUGUUUUUGUUUUUUUGGCAUAUUGUUUAGUCGCACCACAACCACCAAUGAAUGGACUCGGCGCUUUGGGUAUUUUAUUUUUCUCCUCCUGUUCUUUUGGACCCAUCUUGGAAGACCACCAGUUAGUGUUAGGUGAAAGAUGUUGGUUAUGGCUACAACGUUGAGGAAGAGGAUCCUCUAUACUGUCUGUAAUGGAUGGUCAUCUCAGGCUAUAGGUGUCCCUGCCUUUUUAUUUAUGACAUUCUUGUUAGGCUCUUCUUAUCCCUAUGAGAUAUGGCUACAGGUUUAUUCAAGAUGGCUUUGUUCUGAAAGUUAUCCAGACACGAUUGUGUCAAGGCAAGAAGUUCACAGCAUGUACUUGGCCGAAGCGGAGCAACCUUGCUGCAAGUAGAUGUGGUGCACUGUAAUAUGCUGUGAAGACGUUUAUUUAUAAGUGUAUCUGCUUACGGUAAUGGUAAAGUUAAAGGGAAAAACAAAAAAAAUACUUUUUGGUGUUUCAACCACAAAGACUUAAGAAAAGGGGGGUUGGGUGGCGGAGUGGUUCUUGCCACCAGCCUCUGCUAGCUCAGGAUGACAUGGAUGAACCUACAAUGACUUUGUAUAUGGUAUUCAUGCUUGCCGCAAGGUGAGGGAGUGGGAAAAAGCUUUGGAGUAACAUUUGACCCUCCACCGUACCUGGGCACUGGUGUAAGUUAUUGGAAUCUUGGGCAUUUAAUUCAAAAGUCCAAAUAUUGAAGACUGGAAGUGAGUAAGUGAAAUGAGGGACAGGAACAUCACCGUUCUUUUGGCUGGUGCUACCAGAGUCGAUUACAUGUGAAAGUGAGAGAAGCGCACAGGAAGUCUUUCUACGGUGGAGGUAGCUGGCAGGACUUUUUUUUUUGCCAUGCAUGGUCUCGGCUACAGAGUUGAUGAUCAAUGUUCUGCGUGUCUUCAGGACUGUUCAUAAAUGGGUCUAUAGAUGCAGUUUUAAUGCAUUCUCCGUUAAUUAAAUGCCAGAUCAAUUUGUGACUGCCUCCUUCCUAUGGGAGGGCGGAGCUAAGAGUUGUUGAACGGGUGGAAUAUGACUGUACCAAAGCUACAUGGUGGAUUGGGUGGCCUAAUGGAAAUUUCCCACCGGUUUUAAUGUCUGUAAUUCUAUUACUGCAGCAGUGGAGCAGUAUUGCUGUUACACUGUUUUGUAGUGUGGGUGUGUGUAUGUGUGUUUUCUCUCAUUUUUUUUUUUUUUUCUUCCCUCUCUCUCUUCUCCAACCCCCCUCCCUUCUUUUCUUCUCUAUUUCCUUCUAUAUAUCCACUCUACUAUUCCUGUUGCAUGUGUCCAGCUGGCUUUUCUACAAGAGAGGCCAUGUUUGAAAUAAACUCUGCUACAACACUC
Hyla sarda is the source of this 3194-nucleotide messenger RNA. It is a transcript of the gene MAP2K7, whose product is annotated as mitogen-activated protein kinase kinase 7. The record is from RefSeq and is a predicted model, not a curated record. Bases 34 to 1335 code for a protein of 433 amino acids. Gene Ontology annotation, molecular function: protein kinase activity; ATP binding. The transcript has 12 exons. Gene Ontology annotation, biological process: protein phosphorylation. NCBI's taxonomy places the organism in Eukaryota, Metazoa, Chordata, Amphibia, Anura, Hylidae.